AUGUCUAAAUAUAAAAAAGGUGGAAAUGUUAUAGAAGAAUUAGAAAGUGAUGAUGAAAAAAUAAUCAAUAGAAUUGAGGAACCAAUAAUAAUUGAAAAUAUUUCUAUUAAUUCUAAUUAUUUUAAUUUGGAAGGUGAUAAACCAUUAAGUGGUAUUAUUAAAACAAUUAUACCAAAAACAUUUGAAAUUUCAGAAAAUGAAUUUAAUAUAUUUGGUUUUAGAAAAUGUAAAAAUAAUGAUGAAAGUGAAGAAGAAUAUGAAUUAAGAUUAGGAGCAUCAGUUUGUAAUGAUGAUAUAUCAAGAAGAAAAAUGAAAUGGUUAGCUCAUAUUGAAUUUACUAACGAAAAUUUAGAUAAACAUCUUAUGUGGGGUGAUAUUGAUAUGAAUAAAUUAAAAAAUGGUAAAUUUGAAGAAAUAAUUUAUAGUGAAGGUAUUCCACAUUCAUUAAGACCAUUUCUUUGGACUAUUUUAAGUGGUGGAUUAAAAAAGAAAAAAAAAAGUAUAUUUAAAUACGAACAAGUUGUAAAACAAUGUAUGACAAAAUUAAAUAUUUCUAUUAAUACACAAAUAGAAAAAGAUGUUUUAAGAACAUUACCAAAUAAUAUAUGUUUUUUAAAUGAAAAUUCUUAUGGUACAAAUAGUUUAAGAAAUAUUCUUAAAUCAAUUGCAUUUUUAUAUCCAGAUUUAGGAUAUUGUCAAGGUAUUGGUAUGGUUGUUGCAAAUAUUUUACUUGUAUGUCCUGAAGAAUAUACAUUUUGGAUAAUGGUAUCAAUUAUUGAAGAUAUUUUACCAACAAAUUAUUAUUCACAUUCAUUGGUUGAUUUACAAAUUGAUCAAAAAAUAAUUCAACAUCUUAUUAAAAUUCAUAUACCAGAAUUAUAUGAUUGUUUAAUAAAUAAAAAUAUAGAUUUAAGUAUGGUAACUGCUAAUUGGUUUUUAACAAUUUUUGCAUCAUCAUUACGAACAGAUUUUUUAUUUAGAAUAUGGGAUUUAUUUUUAGUUUAUGGAUGUUCAAUAAUUUUUCGCAUAAUAAUAAGUAUGUUUAAGAUAAAUGAAGAACAAAUUAUAUGUAUGUGUCGUGAUAAUGAUACAAUUAUUAAUAUUGAUAUAUUUAAUUAUAUAUCUAAAAUACCAAAAAAUAUUAAAAAAAUUGAAGAUAUUAUUGAAAUGUCUAUGUCAUUUGAUUAUGUUAUAUCACCGAAAAUUAUUCAAGAAUUAAGAAAUGAUUUUCAAAAUGUUAUUAAUGAAAAUUGUGGUAUAUAUAAAAAGAUAAGUAAAGAACAUUUAUUAAAUAAACAAGCUAUUGUAUCAGCACAAUUAUUUAAGUCAAAAAGUUUUUUACAACAAAUAUUUAAUAGUUCUAGUAAUAAUGAUAAAUUUGAUAUAAAAAUGAAAAAUAUAAGACAAACAGAAAUUAUUAUUAAUUUAAAAAAUGCAAUUGGUAGAUUAAUUAAACAUUUUGAAUGUUGUAAUGAAAAUCAUAAAUUUAAUAAUAAAAAUAUUGUUGAAUAUGAAUUAUUUAAUUAUAUUAAAGAAAAAGAAUUAUUUUUAAAAAAAAGAAGAGAAGGAAGAAAAAGAGCUAGAGCUUUGUUAAAUUUUAAUAGUCAAGAAGAAGAUGAAUUAGGAUUUUUAAAAAAUGAUGUUAUAACAAUUAUUAAUGAUAAAGAUGAACAUUGUUGGAUAGGUGAAAUAAAUAAUCGUCGUGGUUGGUUUCCUGCAAAAUUUGUUGAAAUUAUUAAUGAAAUAGGUAAAAGUUAUUGUAGUUAUGGUGAUGAGACAAUUAACGAAGAUGUUUCCCGAAUUAUAAGAGAACAUUUUAUGACUGCUAUUAGUACUAUAUUUGAAAAUGAGAUAAGAAAUGAUAUGAAUUAUCAUCCAUAUCAAUUUAUAGAAGAAAUUUCAAAUAAUAUUAUACAAAAAAAUUGUCGUAUUAUAGACAGUCGUUUGGCAUUAUGUAAUACUUUUAAACUUGAACAGGAUGAAAAAAUUUUAUCACCUGAAGAAUUAUUGUUUCGUUCUGUUCAUAAUAUAAAUUCAACAUAUAAUACAAUAUCAUGUAAACAAAAAAAUGAUAUUAAAUUUCGUAGUUUAAUUGCAUUUGGUUUAAAUGAACAAUGUUUACAUUUAUGGUUUGGAGCUUUAUGUGAUAGUGUUAUACAUGAAAGUAUAAGAAAAAAAUAUUAUAAAGGGACAUCAUUUAUUAGAUCACCAGGAUGGGUUCAAAUAACAUGUGAAUUAAGAGUUUUAUCGCAAAUGUCAUUUAAUCUUAAUGUUGAUUAUGAAUUAUCACAAAAUAUUUUUAAAAAUUCAUUAAUUAAAAAUUUAAAUAAAAAUGUUAAAAAUAAUGUUAUAUCAAAAAUAUCAUCACCUAUGUCCCAAGAAAUUUUAAAUAAUGGAAAUACAAAAAAGUUAUCAAAUACAACUACACAUGAACCGUUAAAAGAGGGUGUACAAGAUGUUCUUAUCAAACAUCAAUUAUUUAGUUGGGAUCUAUGA
Molecule: messenger RNA, 2496 nt
Organism: Strongyloides ratti
Lineage: Eukaryota; Metazoa; Nematoda; Chromadorea; Rhabditida; Strongyloididae
Product: Small G protein signaling modulator 3
Exons: 2
Coding region: 1-2496 (831 amino acids)
Molecular function (GO): protein binding
Source: RefSeq, a predicted model, not a curated record